This is a messenger RNA of Aphanomyces astaci, 1066 nucleotides long. RefSeq lists its product as hypothetical. Gene Ontology annotation, molecular function: serine-type endopeptidase activity. Bases 38 to 925 code for a protein of 295 amino acids. The record is from RefSeq and is a predicted model, not a curated record. Gene Ontology annotation, biological process: proteolysis. The transcript has a single exon. NCBI's taxonomy places the organism in Eukaryota, Oomycota, Saprolegniomycetes, Saprolegniales, Verrucalvaceae.
GCAGGUUCCAGUCCCACAAUUGCAAUCGUCUGCCGCCAUGACGCCACGCUGGUUGCCAUGGACGACGCUUGUUCUUGCCAUAGCGCUCGUCUCGUUUAAUGUCGGAGCAUUCGCCGAGGAUGCUUCCGUGCAUGUCCACCCUCGUCUGUCCAGUCAGAGGGUGGUCGUGCAUAAGCGGAUCUACGGCGGGACAGCGGCGGCGACAGGCAACACGCCAUGGAUGGCAGGCCUCCGAUUCAGUGCGAACGAGAGCUCAUACUGCGGGGGAGCGCUCGUAGCUCCACAGUACGUCGUCACAGCCGCGCAUUGCGUCACAUUCCGCCAUGCCGCACCCGCGGUGCUCUAUGUCUCCAUCGGUACUUCGUCCAUCGACGGCACAGACGCCGACGUCCGGACAGUCUCGUCCAUGUGGACGAUGCCGAAUUUUGCAAGUGCACCAUUGGGCUCAGACCUAGCCAUCCUCAAACUUGACGCUCCUUCCACCAAGCGACCCGUGGCUCUAAGCAAGCAGUGGGUGCACCCCAACACAACCACCGUGACCUUCGGGUGGGGCCAGUGCUCCUUGUCCGAACCGUCGUCGUACCACCUGCUUCAGGCCAACCUCACGACCAUCGCGAAUGCUGCAUGCCAACGCCGCAUCCGCACAGCAUCCAACGACUCUGUGUACACGACAUGGAAUGCUACCGCCUCGCACUUGUGCGCUGGUGGCGUAACUGGCACUGGCACCUGUUAUGGCGACUCCGGAGGGCCCUUGGUGGCCCAUCCAUAUCUCGACACGAACUUAUCCCUGUCGCAGAUUGUGUUGGUGGGAAUCGUGAGCUUUGGCGUCAAGUGCGCCGACGGUGUCCCAGAUGUAUUUACCCGCGUUUCCGCCACUGCGACGUUCAUUGACGAACAUGUGACAGGGCAUCGCUGGGUCGAAUGACAUCAAAUUGACCGUGUCCAUUCAAACCAUUUACAGUAGUUUUCAGAACAACGAGCGGGAUUAAACACAAAUGGUUGUGAAAGGGUUGCUACCGGGCCAGUUGUUGUGGACUUUAAGAGUUCUAACACAGUACUGUCUGUG